AUGACAACAACAGCAACAGAAGCAGCAACAAUAGCAGCAGAAGCUGAAGCAGAAGCAGAAGCAACUUCUGUAGUACAAGUGAACAAUUUCUGUCGCAAAUCAUAUUGGGUCACGGUCAUGAAUGGCACAUUUGGUGUGGAAGGGAAUGGAACGUGGGAGUUGCCGAGUGCUUGGGCCUACGAAACCCCCAUUCAUGGAAAAGGAAAAACUCCCAAACUCAUUCUGGGAUAUACAACGUCUGCAAACCAACUCUGGUGGUCGAUUUAUUCUUUGGAUGGAGAAGUUGGAGAUUUGGGGUUUAAUGUGACAUCUCCCGCUCGAAAAACGACUUCUUCUUCGACGACUCCAGAUAUUUGUGGAAAUGCAGUUUGGUAUGAAGUGUUGAAUCAUAAUUGUACGGAUGAUGGCGAGGUGAGGUUGAUGUUGAAUUUGUGUGUGUAG
Molecule: messenger RNA, 441 nt
Organism: Sphaerulina musiva SO2202
Lineage: Eukaryota; Fungi; Ascomycota; Dothideomycetes; Mycosphaerellales; Mycosphaerellaceae
Exons: 4
Coding region: 1-441 (146 amino acids)
Source: RefSeq, a predicted model, not a curated record